Messenger RNA from Hippocampus zosterae (dwarf seahorse), 4868 nucleotides. RefSeq names its product catenin (cadherin-associated protein), delta 1 (gene ctnnd1). The transcript has 23 exons. Gene Ontology annotation, biological process: cell-cell adhesion; cell-cell junction assembly. The record is from RefSeq and is a predicted model, not a curated record. Gene Ontology annotation, cellular component: plasma membrane; nucleus; cytoplasm. NCBI's taxonomy places the organism in Eukaryota, Metazoa, Chordata, Actinopteri, Syngnathiformes, Syngnathidae. Gene Ontology annotation, molecular function: cadherin binding. Bases 233 to 3046 code for a protein of 937 amino acids.
ACCAUUGAUAAAGUAGAAAUAUAUUAUGUUGUGAAAAGUGAGACGCUGUUAUAAUAUAUAUACAUGUUAAGACCCUUCGCAAAUCUGGAUUGCCUUCCGCUGGUUUGAGCUCAACACCCCGCUUCCGCCCCUCCGUCUCUUGCUCUCCCCAGCAGAGGAGGAAGAGCCCUCAGCAUUCAGCCCAGUCAAGUGAACAACAAGCCUGGCACAGACGAAAUUGUAUAGUGUGUGAAUGGAGCAGUGUGCGAGUACGGCCUCCCUGCUGGCCUCCGUGCGGGAGCAGGAGAGGCAGUUUGAGAUGCUGAGCCGAGCUCUGGAGGAGGAGCGGAGGUCGUGCGCCGGCACUUUGCCCCGCCCCCUCCCCAACAUGCAGAACGGCCGCCUUCUUUGUGAUGCAGACGUAGAGAGGCUAACACUUAACGAGAGUUACGUCAACGGGACACAUCACUUCAGGAUGGAGCCUGGUCAGAUGGUGCAGGAGACAUACACAGUGGAACAAGAGCCCCUGGAGUCCAAACCUUCGGUAUCUGUGGAGACCAACGACGAUGGCACCACAAGACGCAUAGAACCCCUGGUAAAAAAAGUAGUGAUGCCCACUACCACCCGCACAGUCAUCCCCUCCGUAUCCGACACACUUUCCUUGGAUGGUGGGGGUUCGGCGACUGGCGUGGGCGCCUACAUCCCACCCAAGGACCGGGGCUACAGGCAGGCUCCUGGAGUAGGUGUACCCAUGGAAUACCCUACUCACACCGUGCCCCGCAACUACCAAUAUGGACCUCCAGUGGGCUAUGAGGACUACCGUGCUGGAACCCCGUCUGAAACAUACGCAAGUCUCAGCAGGGGUGCCCGUGUGGAUGAUCGCUAUCGACCAGUCCAUCCAGAUGGUUAUCGAACUCUGGAUCCAAGCUACAGAGCACCAAGCAGGAAUCAGAUAGACCCCUAUGCUGCUCAACCACAGGUUGGACGAAUGGGAAGUGCAGUGGAGCUCUCUUCAAUCCCAAGGUUUGUUCCCGAGUCGUACGGACUGGAGGAUGAUCGCCGAAGUAUGGGCUAUGAUGAAGCUGACUAUGGCAUGGGCCAUCCAGUGCACUAUAGCACUGUGCCCCGUAACCACCAAGGCUUUCCCCAAGGGCCACCACGUAGGACUGGGAGUUACGAGGGCACGCUGGAUGGUGAUAUGAGUGGUCCAGGGGACAUGUACUAUUGGGGAGGUGGUGUCCCGAUGGCACAGGGAGAGAGAGGAAGCAUGGCUUCAUUGGACAGCACUCUGAGGAAAGGCCCCGGCCCAGGUGGCUGGCGUCAGCCUGAGUUGCCAGAGGUUGUUGCCAUGCUCAACUACAGGCUGGAUCCAGUCAGGAGCAAUGCUGCUGCAUACUUGCAGCAUCUCACUUAUAAGAAUGAUAAGGUGAAGUCAGAGGUUCGACGUCUGAAAGGAAUCCCAGCGUUGGUAUCAAUGCUUGACAACCCAAACAAAGAUGUGCAUUAUGCAGCCUGUGGAGCAUUAAAGAACAUUUCAUUUGGUAAAGAUCCAGACAACAAAAUCGCCAUCAAGAACUGUGAUGGAGUGCCUGCCCUAAUUAGGCUUUUGAGAAAGACCCAUGAGCAGGACCUUACCGACUUAAUCACAGGGACACUUUGGAACCUGUCAUCCCAUGACUCUGUAAAAAUGGAGAUUGUGGACCACGCAUUACACGCCCUCUCGGAUGAAGUGAUGGUACCUCGUUCAGGCUGGGAACGCGGGAGCAAUGGCGGUGGAGGGGAGGAAAAUUGUAAGCCCAGGCACCUGGAGUGGGAGACAGCUCUCACCAACACAGCGGGCUGCCUGAGAAAUGUGAGUUCGGAGCGAAGUGAAGCAAGGCGGAAGCUGAGAGAGUGCACAGGAUUAGUGGAUUCCCUCAUGUACAUCGUCCAGUCCCAAAUUGACUGUAAAGAUGUCGACAACAAGCUUAUAGAGAACAGUGUGUGUCUGCUGAGAAACCUAUCAUAUCAUGUGCAUCGUGAAAUCCCCGGCUGUGAGCGUUACCAAGAAGCUGUACCUGUCAACCAGGGCCCGGCCCCAUCCAGCCAGAAGAGCGGUUGUUUCAGCUCUCGCAAGAAUAAAGAUGAGUGGUUUUCCAAAGGAAAGAAAGAUGAGGAUGCAGCUGCAGACACAAUAGACAUUCCAAAGAGAACAACACCAGCUAAAGGCUAUGAGCUGUUGUUCCAACCAGAGGUGGUUCGCAUCUAUACCUCUCUGCUGAAGGAGUCGAAGAACCCCACGGUGCUGGAGGCCUCGGCAGGAGCUGUUCAGAAUUUGUGCGCUGGACGUUGGACGUAUGGCCGCUACAUCCGUGCCCUGCUACGCCAGGAGAAAGGUUUGCCCAUGAUGACUGAACUGCUAGCACACGGCAACGACCGAGUGGUUCGAGCGAUGUCGGGUGCGCUUCGUAACCUGGCGAUUGAUGCUCGUAACAGAGACCUACUAGGCAAACAUGCAGUGCCUCACCUAGUGGCCAACCUUCCUGGUGGCGGUCAGAGUCAGCCCGUGCGAGCACUGUCAGAAGCUACCGUGGUGUCCGUGUUGAGCACGCUCCAUGAGGUGCUGGGCUCAAGCUUGGAAGCUGCAAAGACUCUCAGGGCCUCACAAGGAAUUGAGAGGCUAGUCCUCAUCAACAAGGACGGUAAUCGGUCAGAGAGAGAAGUGCGUGGGGCUGGGCUGGUGCUGCAAACUGUAUGGGGCUACAAGGAGCUGCGCCGCACUUUGGAGAAGGAUGGAUGGAAGAAAACUGACUUCAUGGUCAAUCUAAACCCUCCAAGUAACAAUACUCGGACCAACGGAGGAUAUGAGGAUAGCACGCUGCCGCUCAUAGACAAAGGUGGCAAAGGUGACCGAGAAAUGAUUCCGAUGAACGACAUGGGACCAGAUGCCUAUUCCACGCUGGACCAACGAGGGAGAAGGAACACUCUGGACAACACAAUCGAGCCUGAUGAUAAAGAUGCAGCGCAGGGUGUGAGGUUUGGGGAAAGACAGGCCUCUUUGCCUCUAAUGGAUUCUUAUGAUGGUUAGGCCACAUCCAGUGUGUAACUGCAUGUCAGUGCAUGAAAAACUGAUCGUGUGCAUCACAAAACGACAUCCUCCCGCCCACUGCCCUUGCUGAACUGACAAAGAGGGACCAGAACACUACCGAUGGGACAAACCACCACCAUUUUCUUCACAUUCUCCUCUCUGCUGCUCAUGAUUUUGCAUCCUAUUCCCUCGUAACGAACAGUCCUCCUUUUGCAGUUGACAUUCAAGGAACCCCCAUAAAAACUGGAAAAGUGACAUGGCUUUAUGACAACAAGAUUGUUCUCGUAUCUUACAUCUCUGCGCAACUACACUACGACUUGCCUGGAAAACACUAUUGCUCAAUUUCAGGUUUGACUGUUAGGAGAAUAAGACGUUUGGGGGAAAUUGUACAUGUAUAUGUUUAAAAGAAAUUGAGGGUUAGUGUAAUCACCCCUCCACACACACACACAACCACCACCAACUUCUUUAAUGGUUGACAACUACAGAAAUAUUUGUUACUGUAGAACAACUGUUGAUUGUUAGGCGCUCACACAUGGAUUUCGAGUUUUGUAGUGGUUGUUCCUGUUUUUGCUUUGUGCUGUACGACAUGUACAUGUGCCAAAUUACAAUGCCGCCGCUACAGCUGCCAUUACUGAAUUCUAUUAACAACGUAACGGAAGCUUUAUGUACAAUGUUUUUCUUUGUGAAAGUCCAUCACGAAGAUGCAUGGGCAUGCUGCAGUUUCUGAAUUUGAUAUCACUAUAAAGGGGGCGUCAAUUAUGAAUUUGGGGUCUCUUAUGAUUUAGUGGAAGAUCAGUCUUCACCUGCGACAUCUGAUUGAUUGCGCUAUGUACUGCGAACUCCUUACAGUUGUGAUUCAGCAGAGGCAUUUUUCUUAUUUGUGAGCCCAUAAUCUGAAUGUGUAAUACAGUACUGUCUUAACAGAGAUUGUGUGGGCCAACUAGAGUGCCUUGAUUACUCAGGAUAGGUAUGAUGGGUGUGUCAAACCAUAAUGUGGCUUGUCAAUCACCGUCUUAGUAUAUGGAAUGCCGGAGUUUUGUGUUCUAUGAGUUAAUGGACUACAUCUGUUUUUUUUUUUUUUUUUUGGUAUGGCAUUGAUUUUUGUUGAUGUGGUUUAAAGGCAAAACUCUUGCAUUCUGUGUAUGUGUGCCACAAACGCACCGCCUACCUGCCUUUUAAGUCAACAGAACAGCACAUGGGAGAAGAAAGUUGUCCUUUUUUGCCCACAUUCUCAAGUUCUGUGCUUAUGUGGAGCACAAUAUUCCCUAGUGCAAAGUAAGAUGUAGAUAAUUUCACCAAAAAAAAGAAAGGAAAAAAAAGCACGAGGUGAUAUUUUGUUUCUUUGCUUUAAUUUUUCGUGCCAACUGCCUAAUUUUCAAGUUGCCUCGAAGAGAGGACUGAUUAAAAGAAUAGCGAAUUGCUUGGGAUUAUGUUCGUUUGGCUUAAAAAAAAAACAUAGACCAGAAAUUGUCCUUUAGGUAGAGGAGGGGGAAAAAUAAAAGCACAUUUAUACAAUAUAUAUACACAAGAGAAUAUUUGUUAAUUUUAUGGCUUUAUGUAUUUUUGUUUUAAUAUUGAUUUGGGUUUAAUUGUUUUGGGCAUCUGGGUGAACGCAUAUGCAAUCCGUUUUUGUUAGAUUGAAAAUUGUCUUAAUUAGAAGCAUAAAAAAGAUCCAACUUAGACAUCUGCAAUUGGUUGAAAACUGAUUAUAAACUACACCUGAGUAUUUCUGCCUUUGCUCUUAAAGUUGCACAUUCUCAUUUAUGAAUGACUUAUGUAACUAGCAAUAUUGUUUUUAAUAAAAAAAGGAAAUGAUUUUUCA